ACUGUAAAACUGCUGAAAUGAGUCAGAGCUGCAAUGAGGGAAACAUCAUUUCUCUGUCUGAUCUUUCUGAUCUCCUUGCAGGUUCAUCCAACCGUUGAAGUUCGUCUGACUGUGAGUCCCAGCAGAUCCCAGUUCAUUGAAGGAGAAUCAGUGACUCUGAUCUGUGAGGAUGAAAACAGAUCAGCUGGAUGGACAGUGAGGAGAAACACCAGCAGAGGAACCAGGAAGCCAUGUGGAGAUGGAUGGGGGAAACCAGCUGGUUCUACAUGUAACAUCAGCUACAUGUACCCACAUGACACUGGUCUGUACUGGUGUGAGUCUGGAUCCUCCAGCAGCAGCAGCAGCAGCAGCAACAGCAGCUGCAGCAUCCAGCUCUCUGUCUCUGAGGAAUCCUUCAUCCCUUCUACCCAGACUCCCCUUGCUGUCCAGACCUCCUCCUCCUCCUCUCUUCUUCUUCUCUACAUAUUGCUGCCUCUUGCGUCUCUGUUUGUUCUGGUCAUGUUGGUUCUUCUGGGACGGCGUCUUUGCAACCAGUCCAAUCAGAAAGACGUGAUCAGAGGCAGCAGUGAGACCUGCAGCGACGUCACAACAUCAGCUGAUCAUCAGGAGAACGACGGGAGAAACGAUUCAGCUGCAAUUUAUUCAACGGUGAGACGACAAGACGGCAGUUAUGGAGAAAUAUUGAUCAGACACCACAAGUCAGACAGAACAGAGAGAGAUCCAGCUGUGAUUUAUUCAGCUGUCAGAACCGACAACAUCAGCUGCAGAACGACAAUCAGAGACAACAGAAACAGAGAACCACAUGACAUCGACUCCUCACUGAGGAAAUCUGCUAAAGGAAACAGCAGCGAGAGAAAAACUGAGUUCUGCUGAAGA
Poeciliopsis prolifica (blackstripe livebearer) is the source of this 876-nucleotide messenger RNA. RefSeq lists its product as uncharacterized. NCBI's taxonomy places the organism in Eukaryota, Metazoa, Chordata, Actinopteri, Cyprinodontiformes, Poeciliidae. The coding region runs from base 34 to 873 and encodes 279 amino acids. The record is from RefSeq and is a predicted model, not a curated record. The transcript has 8 exons.